UCCCCUUUGGGCAUUCCGCUGAGAUCCAUGGACACCGAAAGAUUGACGGUGGAGGAGCUUUCAGUGCACUGGUGAAGGAACUUUUUUUCUCUAUGGUUGUAUAGCUGUGUGUCGACAGAAAAGCUCUCUCUCGCUCUCUUUGCAAAAUUCCUCUGCCGCAAAGUUUUCGUGGUUUUGCACUGCGGGUGCAACAAAACGGGCGAAGAGUGAAAUUCUUGUGUGGAAGAAAAUUUGAAACAAAAAAGAAAAGUUGUGAAGAAAAAAUGUGCUGAGAAGAGAGAAGAAAAAAAAAGAGGUGAUGUUGGUACCGAUGCUAUAGAUUGCGGAAGAAGGGAGAGCAAGAAGAAGAAAAAAGAAGUAGCAAAAUUGCUCAAUGGUAGGCAAGUGAGCUUCCAUCUACUCUUGGCUGUGACGGAGACGGUAGCAGCAGCAUCCAGGCAAAAGGAAAUCGAUUUCAGUCAGGUGUAGUCUGCGCUAGAAGCCAGUUGAGCUUUUCUUGCUGUAAAAUGUUUGCCGUACAGUGAAUUUUAUAUGCUUUGAACAUUACCUAUCAUUAUAUACAUAAAAGUGCUUUUCACUUCAGAACUGAGACAUAACUGCAGAACUCUAAAUGAUAAUGGGCACUGGACAUUGCUUUUGGGCAAUAUUUUAUUUUGCCUGCCUAUGUAGUGCAUCUCUAGCCAACAAUGCCAAUAUAAAUUUCCGUGAACGCGAGAAAAAGGUCUUGGAUCAGAUUUUAGGGAUUGGAAAAUACGAUGCAAGGAUUCGACCAUCGGGCAUCAAUGGAACUGAUGGCCCGGCCGUGGUCAGAAUCAAUCUUUUCGUUCGAAGUAUUGCAACCAUAAGUGAUAUUAAGAUGGAAUACAGUGUGCAGCUCACAUUCAGAGAACAAUGGCUCGAUGAGAGACUGAAAUUCAAUGAUGUCGGAGGGCGUCUGAAAUAUUUAACAUUGACCGAAGCGAACAGGGUGUGGAUGCCUGAUUUGUUCUUUUCUAAUGAGAAGGAGGGCCAUUUCCACAAUAUCAUUAUGCCAAAUGUGUACAUUCGUAUCUUUCCAUUUGGAUCUGUUCUCUACAGCAUACGAAUAUCAUUAACACUAGCAUGCCCAAUGAAUUUGAAAUUGUACCCUCUGGAUCGUCAAGUUUGCUCACUCCGGAUGGCCAGUUAUGGCUGGACUACUGAUGAUCUUGUGUUCCUUUGGAAGGAAGGUGAUCCUGUUCAAGUGGUCAAAAACCUCCAUCUUCCUCGUUUCACACUUGAAAAAUUUCUUACUGAUUACUGCAACAGUAAAACUAAUACGGGUGAAUACAGCUGUCUGAAGGUGGACUUACUGUUCAAACGUGAAUUUUCAUACUAUCUUAUACAAAUCUACAUCCCUUGCUGCAUGCUUGUGAUUGUAUCCUGGGUAUCAUUUUGGUUGGACCAAGGGGCUGUUCCAGCAAGGGUAUCAUUAGGCGUAACCACCCUACUCACAAUGGCCACUCAAACAUCCGGUAUCAAUGCAUCAUUACCACCUGUGUCCUAUACCAAGGCAAUUGAUGUGUGGACAGGUGUUUGUCUCACAUUUGUCUUUGGAGCUCUACUGGAAUUUGCCCUCGUCAACUAUGCAUCCCGUUCAGAUCUCCAUCGGGAAAAUAUGAAGAAGAAACGACGUGAAUUAGAGCAGGCAAGUCUCGAUGCAGCAUCCGAUCUUCUGGAUACAGAUUCAAAUGCAACAUUUGCAAUGAAACCCCUUGUGAGACAUCCCGGAGAUCCACUUGCACUAGAAAAACUACGACAAUGUGAGGUUCACAUGCAACCACCGAAGAGACCAAAUUGCUGUAGAUCGUGGUUAUCGAAAUUUCCAACAAGAUCGAAGAGAAUCGAUGUUAUAUCGAGGAUAACGUUCCCACUUGUAUUCGCGCUGUUCAAUUUGGUUUAUUGGAGUACAUAUCUCUUCAGGGAAGAGGAGGAAACUUAGACAAAUUUAAUUGUCACAUUUUAUUACCCUGUAAUGGACAAGCCGUUUAAUGUCGUAAUCCUAUGGAAAUAUCACAAUUCCCACAAAAGACUAAUAUCUGCAUAAUGUGUAACCAUCAUUUCAUAAGGUAAGAUUUACAUAAAGCAUAAAACAUACCAAAAACAGGCCAAUAAAAUGUUCACUUAUUUUACUGUCUAAUAAUUAUGUAGUAGGGGUUAAGUUUUAUGGUUCUAACCCUUGUUUUAACUUCGGUAUACCAACAAGUAAUCCCGGAUUUUGUCCAUAUUUGUGAUAAUUAUUUCAUAAAAAGGGAAUUAAAAAAUACAUAUUUUAAUCACUAUUAAAUUGAUUAAAUUUUACAUUUUUAAUCUUUCAAUUUAUUACGUUUUUUACAAUGUUUCCAAAAACCGCAGAAGAGCCAUAAAGCUUAACAGACACACAUACGAGAGCAAUGUUAUGCUUUUUAAUUAACUGAAAGUGUAAUAAAAUGAUGAAAGUAAUUAAUAUUACAUAUUUUAUUAAUUUCAGAAAUCAUUUGUAUUUUUUAUUACAACCCGUACCACGAAUUUCAUUGUAGCAAUAUUUUAUAUUUUACUUUGUAUAUAUUACAAUUAGGAAGUUCAAAGAAAAUGUUCUAUGAAAAUUUUUUCCUACUUUUUAUCCAAAAGAGUUUUUAAAACCAAAAGUUUUAUUUGAGCCAAUUAAAAAAAAAUUACAUCUUAAGUAAAUUUUAUCGAUCGAAAUCAAGAUUAAAAUGAUCCAAUUAAUCACAAAAGUGACAUAAAAUGCAAGUCCUUUAUAAGUAGGUCUUUAUGUUAAAGAAAAUACUGCCCAUUAAGAAUGAGUGAAAAUUUAUGCAAAGAUUUUUUUCAAAGAAUAAUUUAUCAAAAUUUUGCAAUUUAAAGAAAUUGAGUUGAAAUUAUUUAAUUUUCAAUUGUUUUACAUUGCCCCUAUAAGGGUGGAAAUAGGAAACAGAAAUUAAAAAAAAAUAAUAUUAAGUAAAAUUGUAUUGAAAUAUUGCUAUGAAUAUUUUAGUGAAGAACCAAUCGAUAUAAAAAUAGUUAAAAAAAAAGAGGAAUGAAAUUCAAAUAUUUAUUUAGCAUUAUGAAGGUUUCUUCUCAAUAUCAGGUGUGUUCUACGAGAUUAAUUUAUAAGAAAAUUAAUAGUUUUGUAGAAUUAGAACAACGGUGUGUUCCCUUCCUAUGAAAUCUUUCUGUCCAAUUGGUUGUUGUUAUUAUUUCAAUAUGCUUAUUUAUUGCUGUGAAACAGCUGAUGAAAAUUUUAUAAAAAUGAAAUAAUAAGGUUAUAAAAAAAACUAAUGAAAAAAAUCGUGAAAUAUAUAGAAAAAAUGUUAGGAUUACAAAAUAGAAGAAAAAAAAACUAAUAAAAUUGAAGUCAAAAAUAACUGUUAGCAACGUUAGGAAAUAGAUUUAUACAAAAAAAAUGUAUAAUGUUUAAAUUUUACAAAAAAAGAAUAAAUUUUAUAAAGUCUGGUUAUUUAUAAACUAUGUUUUAUAUGAUAUAUUUAGUAUUUACGUACAUAUAUUUGAUAUCAAAAUUAAGUCUUCUCAAUGAAAAAUUUCUUAAUUUAUUUUUAUGAUAAUUCAAAUGAUUUUUUAAAGCAAUUCUUUCCCUUUAAUUUUGUUCAUAAAUUUUAGUUUAACGUUAAAAGCUGCACUUUCAAUACAGGGUUUGCUAAUAAAACUGUCGUUGUAUAUAUAAUUAAUGAAAAAUAUGUGACAAACAUAUACAAUCACACAAUGUCUAUAUUCAUAGUUUAAUGAUAAAAAAAAGUAUACACGCAGUUAUCAUUGUUACAACUUUACUACAUGUUUCAUCGUUCAUUUACUUAAUCUUAUGACACUGCUAACUAACUUUUAGGAAGAUCUUUCAAUUUUUGAAAACAUGAAAGUCAUCAACAUUGGUUUCUAACUACCAGCCACGCUGAUGUGUACGAUUUGUAAUAAGAAGAAGAGCCUAAAAACAAAAAUUUAAGAAUUUGUUGUUCCAAAAAAAAAAUAUUUUGAUUUUUUUCAAUUUAAUUUUAUAAAUGUUAUAAAAAUAUAUUGAAAAAAGAGUAUAAGCAGAACAAAAGAAUUUCUUUUAAAAUAAAUUAACCUAUUUAGCACAUUCAGUGAGGCUGCUACUUAAAUAUAAAAAAUACGAGGUAAAUUGUCGCUUCGCUCCAAUUUACCUCGUAAAAAAUAUAAAUGAACUAUUGCAUAGUCUCUGCAGCAAAAUUUUUAAUGGUUAUGUUAGAUAAAUGAUGAACAAAAUUAGUUUUAUAUAGGUAUGUACAUACAUAAUAUGAAAUACGAGUGCUUGUGAUUAACAUCUGUUUUAUUAAUUUAUUAUUUAAUUAAAGGUAGGCAACCUCUCUAGAAUGAUAUAAAUGAGUUCAUUACAAAAUAGUCUUUCAUAUGCUUUCUGUUUUGCAUUGUAUACAGCCUAAAAGACAGAUAAAAUAAAUCAUUAACUACGGAGUAUUAUUUGAAAAGGGAAUCUAUUUCAUUUUACCACCUACGAAGAUAAUUUUAUCAUAGACAAAAACAAAUGGCGAUACAAAGAUGGCGAAUAAGAGGAAAAAAAGUUACUUUUAUGCAUUGAAAUACAAAAGGAAGUGAAAUAAAAAGUUUAUCUGUAAAACGAGGAGUGCAUUAAAUGCAAAAUCAAUUACAAGAAUAGAUUGUGAAUGAAUUAACAUAGCAACGUUUUUAAUGUUUAUAUUUAAAUAAAAGAAAAGUUAAGAAAAAAAAACAAUUUUUGCUCAUUGAGUUGAGAGUCUUUUCUCAAUUUAUUCGUCUUGGAAGGAAAAAGGUAAUGCGGAACAUUCUUUAGCAGCUUAAUGGAUGUAAAAAAGGGAAAAGAAUAUAUGAAUGAGGACUAGAACAAAAUACAAAGAAAAGAUUAGUAGAGCGACGUUUUAAAUUAAAGAAAAAUAAUUUUGAUGAAGUGAUUGAAAUAGUUUUCUUUUGAAUUAGAACAACAAAAGAACAUAAAAUUUAGGUAAGAUAAUAAAAAAAUAUUUACAAUCCCCAUAACAUGAAAGAGAGACAAUGAUUUGUAAUUGAAAAAUGUAUGAAAAAUAUUUUAUGAAGCGAAAUAAUAAGUAAAUUGAUUUAUUGAUAUAAA
Molecule: messenger RNA, 5092 nt
Organism: Lutzomyia longipalpis
Lineage: Eukaryota; Metazoa; Arthropoda; Insecta; Diptera; Psychodidae
Gene: GluClalpha
Product: glutamate-gated chloride channel
Exons: 12
Coding region: 611-1960 (449 amino acids)
Biological process (GO): chloride transmembrane transport; chemical synaptic transmission; signal transduction
Cellular component (GO): membrane; synapse; neuron projection
Molecular function (GO): extracellular ligand-gated monoatomic ion channel activity; transmembrane signaling receptor activity; neurotransmitter receptor activity
Source: RefSeq, a predicted model, not a curated record